Messenger RNA from Geodia barretti, 959 nucleotides. NCBI's taxonomy places the organism in Eukaryota, Metazoa, Porifera, Demospongiae, Tetractinellida, Geodiidae. The record is from the annotation of a GenBank genome assembly.
CACGUGGCUGUGACCUGCGGGGUCGAAGGUCGCAGUCCGUGUGCGCAUGGAAGAUGGAAACUUGGCUGCUGAUCGUUCUGGGCACCCUGAUUGUGGUCUUCAUCUUCAUCUUUGGUGUAUUAACACAUGCGGGGUACUUUUCAGACCUAAGGAUCCGCACUUCCCUUCCUGUGUCCCUACCACGACGCGCUGCUUAUUUAAUCCACCGGGGGCCGUACAAAGAAGUGUGUACUCCACUGGAAAGAAUUACUGCAAUUGGUCGACAUCAGAAAAUAUUUUGCGUUUUUUAUGACGACCCUGAAAAGGUAAGUAGCGUGGGACGUCACAGUUUCUGUAAAGGAGUCGGAGUAUGCAUUGGGCAGCAUUUUAGACUGACUUUUGAUGAUGUUUACAGGUGCCUCCGGACAAGCUACGUAGUAUUGUUGGUUGUGUUUUGCCGGACACGCCAGAUUCAACAGUGGAGAAGUCUCUGAAGGCAUCUGGGUGCUCUGUGUGGACAUUUCCUCAGUGUGGCAAGGCUGUAAUCACUGAAUUCCCUUGCAGGAGCUUUGUUUCAACCAUCAUAGCUCCUGGGAUUGUGUACCCAGCAUUGAAAAGAUAUUUUGGUGAGUUUGAUUUGAAGUGUGUUGGACCUAUCUUGGAGAUAUAUGGUGAUGGUUACACGCAGUAUGUUGCUCCUCUGGAGAACAAUGAAGGAUUCUUUGUACCUGAGAUUGCUCAGGAGAACGAGAGCAAGAAAAGCCAGUGAUCUGUGCCACUUCAGCAUUAUUAGAGUGUUAUGAGAUGUGACAGUGUGUACACAAAUGAUCAGAAAACCUAGUGCCAUUCUAUCACUAAAAUGUUGUACAAAAUUCUGUGGUACUGCAUUAUUCAUAUCCAGUGAGUCAGAGAAUUUCUUUGCAGGGCAACCAGUAGAUAGUAUAGGGAUAGAGCAGCAAAAGCACUCUCAUUUUGUACUA